This is a messenger RNA of Phlebotomus argentipes, 2572 nucleotides long. Its product is annotated as sorting nexin-14-like. Gene Ontology annotation, molecular function: phosphatidylinositol binding. Bases 88 to 2277 code for a protein of 729 amino acids. The record is from RefSeq and is a predicted model, not a curated record. The transcript has 5 exons. Gene Ontology annotation, biological process: autophagosome maturation. NCBI's taxonomy places the organism in Eukaryota, Metazoa, Arthropoda, Insecta, Diptera, Psychodidae. Gene Ontology annotation, cellular component: late endosome.
UGGAGUUCAAAAUAAACUUGGUGUGUUGUGGCUUUUUCCCUUUGUAGAAAAUCGCAUUUUCAGCCGUCUUUCAGAUGAUUUAGCGUCAUGUCCGUGCCGUACUUAACCCGCCUGGUGGUGAACUUCUGGCGGGACAGCGCCACAUGCCUGCUGAGCGUUGGCGUUGUCCUGUUCGCUGGUCUCUGCAUCAUUGGCAGCCUCACCCUGGGUCUCUUCGUGGUCGUGCUGUACAUCUGCGGAGCGAUCGUGGGCGCAGUAUUACUAAGCAAUAGAGAAACCAUCGCCAAAUACUUAGACAAGACCAAAGACUUCCUCGGCUUCCAGGAUUACACCACCGGCGACACGGAGGAGUGCCACCUGUGCGGCCAGCGGCAGUGCGAGCGCCACAAGAGCCAUCAGUGGCGACCGCGCGAGCCCUGGCGCGGCUGGAGUGUGGAUGAGCAGCUGGACAAGGCCGUGGAUCGCUUCUACACGCGCAUCCUGACGAGCUUCGUAGAGAGUUGGUUCUUCCUCGUGUCGCGCAAUGAGAACUUCGUGCAUCUGCUGAAGGAGAAUCUGCGCGAAGCGACUUGCAGACUUGUCCUGAAAGUCCGGCAAAUUGACGCACCUCUGCUGAUCACAGAGAAACUCCUGCCCUGUGUGUUCGCCCACCACGAGACUGUGGCCAAGAUGCUGGCCGAUGGAGUGUCUGUGGACAAGCUGUCGGCCUCAUUUGUCCAUCAGGAGUUCACAGUUCAUCCGGCGGCGCUGAAUCGUCGCGCAGAGCUCGAAUAUCUUCGCGGCGUGGCGAGAUGUCUCAUGCCACGACUCCUGAAUACAGAUCAGCUGGACAGCAAAGUCAUGUGCACGCUUCUGCGUGAAUUGACGACUUGCUGGGUGCUUUUGCCACUGCUGGACGUCAUUUCUGAUCCCAAUCUUAUCAAUCUCCUCAUCGUUGUGGCCACAAAUCCGCGUCAGACCGCAAUGAACUUCCGGGAGAGCCGGAAAGUGACAUUCCUGGAAGCCUUCACGAAGCGCCGAGACACUCUGUCACCACCUCGAGAGCCCACCAAAGCCAAUUCAACGCAAACCUGGGCGUCGUGUGACGAUCUCCUCGCCGACCAGACGAAACUCUACUCUUUCAUGCAGUUCCUGAAGCGCGAGGGCGCCGUGGACAUGCUGCGCUUUCACCUGGACGUGGACAAUCUCAAUCGCGAACUCCUGGAUCCGCGUGUCACCACGGAUCCCGCCAAAGUGUCGGCGCUGCAGCAGCAAUCGGAGAAGCUGCUCGACACGUACCAGACGCAGAUGCAGAAGGAAUUCGGCGCUGGCGAUGUGCAGACGCUCACGGAGGCGCACGAGGAGGUGCGCGCGAAUCUGCAGGGACGCUGGCGGAAGGCUUUCCGGCGCACGCCAGAGUACUUCCGUCUCGUUUAUGGCGACAGGGACGUUCACGCCCUCGAGACGAAUCGCGGCCAGGAUCAGAGCGGCGCCACAGUUUCGCGGCUGUCGAAGCUGAAAGGUGUGAUUCGGGGAGCCGUUGACGGAGCUCCUCUGGAGGCGACAGAAAUGCCCACCGUCUGGGAUGCCUUCAGUGAGUCUCAGACUUCCGCACCCAAUCCGACGAUCUACAGUUCGGUGACGCAGAAGCUGCGGAAGGAGCGCGGCCAGAAUCUGGACAGCUUCAUGGUGAGCUUCAUGCAGUCCAUCGAGCAGAGCACCGACGUUGGCGAGGAGGUGAUUGAGAUGCUGGAGGAGGGCGAGCGACGGAAGCCCAAUCCGCCGGGGCGAAAUCUGGUGUUCGGAGACUUGUUUCGCGUGCACAAGGAUGCGCAUCUGCUGCACAACUCCUCGCUGGCGCUGCCUUACACCGUCAAGGGACCGUCGCAGUGUCUCGUGUACAUUUUGACUCGAAUACUUGCUGCACCAACUGUGAUAGUGAAACUCACGCUGGCUCUCAUUCGUCUCUCGCGCACCACCGUGGAUUCCAUCAUCUGUCGCGGCCUGGCCAAGCUGCUCAGGAUUGGACUGCACGAGCCACGCCUCGCCUUCCUUCUGGCGCUACUCGAGGAGCAGAUCUUCGAGGAGAAGCCACCGAAGCGCGAGGAGAGCGAAGCGGCGGAGCUGAAGAAGCGCCAAGAGUUGGCCAGGCGACGCAUCACGAUGGUGUCCAGGCGGCUGGGCAACGUUGUGGACACUCUGCAGUCGCCGGCGCUGAACAAGCACCUGAUCUACUGCCUCUUCGACACGAUCCUGGCGGAAAUGUUCCCGGAGAUGGACAAUAGUGCACGUGAAUAGGAGAAAUUUGACUCUAGCUUUCGUUGUUAUUUAUUUUGUAACAUAAUUUGUACAGUUCGUUUUGUGAAGCAUAUUAGGUGAAAAAUUUGUUAAUGAAAUGGGACUCAAAUCUACGCCGAUGCAUUUCCUUUCUUUUCGCUGGGCAAAUAAGGGCUGCCAAUCAAGUGUAAUCUCUGGAAGAGCCGCGGGAAUCCGUUACGGCGCCCGCAUUUGGCCGCGAAGGUUGUGAGUAUAAAGCCAGCCAGCAAAAGUCGCUGCCAAGCUGAGAGUGUCUUCAGUGUUUGGCUGUUAUGCG